CACCUUUAACCCCUCAAUCACACACACACACUCGUUCAUGUGUUUUUCUGAUGGCAUUGGCGUUUCUCCGACGGAUCUCCAGGCUCCUGAUGGUCCUGAUCGUCUUUCAAGGUGUGUGUGUGAUGUUUUAUUACACACGCAACACACACUCCUCCAGAGAUGGGAUGACAGACGUGCUGCGCUGCGCUAAACUCAGACACAAGUUUUCUAUUAUCAAACCGGCCAAAAGUAUAAAACUGGAGAGAUUCACGCAGGAGCUGUCAGAUUUCUUGAGCUGCCCGUACAAAGCAAACACUACCGAGCGCGAGCUGAACAGAAUGAGGAUGCAGUUUUGCUGUAAUGCCACAGGAUCGUUAUUCCUCACCAAACGAAACACGGCCAUCAAUCAGACCAUCCCGUAUGAGACGAGCACAACAAAAACAUACAAAAUGAAUGCAGUUGUUCACAGCAUGUUGCCUAAGGAUUUCCCCUGGAGCGGUCGUCGUCUGGGUCGGUGUGCUGUGGUCGGCAGCGGUGGGAUUCUGAAGAACAGCAGCUGUGGACGUGAGAUUGACAGCGCAGACUUCGUCAUACGGUUUAAUUUGGCUUAUAUUAAUGACAGUGAUGUUGGGCUGAAGACAGAUCUGGUGACCAUCAACCCCAGUCAGAUUCGGAGAGAAUACAAAAACCUGGUGCGGAAUCCGGAUCCGUUGGUGGAGCGGGUCAGUGUGUACGGAAACGCAUCCCUCGCCAUGCCCGCCUUCGCCUACACCUUCUGCACUGGACUGUCAAUCAAAACUCUCAAAGUCCUCCGUCCAAUCAGACCUCAGCAGCCGGUGGUGUUCUUCAGCCCCAUUUACCUUCGAACAUUGGACCGUUUCUGGAAGGGGCGUGGCCUGAAGUCGAUCCGCCUCUCCACUGGGUUUAUGUUAAUUAACAUGGCGCUGGAACUGUGUGAGCAUGUGCAUGUUUAUGGAUUCUGGCCGUUUGGAACGGACCUGCAGAACAAUCCGGUUCCGUAUCAUUACUACGACAAGUUGAGACCGCAUCGUUACUUGCACAAAAUGCCGGAGGAGUUUGUGCGGCUUCUGCAGCUCCACAGCCAGGGGGCGCUAACACUGCACCUGCAGCCCUGCUUGCACUUAUGAUCUUAUCUGUCUGUGACUAUUGUUUAUUUAUAGGAGAGGACAUAUUAUAUAAUUAAAUUGUAAAUUAGGAUUAUGUAAUUAAAUUGUUUUAAAUGAAUGCAAAAGCACAAAAAGCGUUAUCUUUACAUUUCAGGUUGUCUGAAGAAUAAUGUUUUGUCAAUGUUUUUGUUCACUGGGAGAUCUGAAGCAUGGAUAUUUAUUUCAUCAUGUGACUGUACUCAAUUUUGGGAUACAAUAAAUGUUUGAUAUGGAAUGUGUUAUUGAAAUGUGUCAUGAUUAUAGACAUAAAGUCCACCGAAUGGGUGCCAUUUGCACCCAAAAAAUAAUUCCAUUUUCUAUCUUUUUUUUUUAAAGACUGAAUCUAGUAAUACACACAUUUAACUAUUCAAAAUCUGUAUUGGUCCAUCUCGGGUAACUUUAUUUAAUUUUCUACACAAUUUUUAAGUGGAAGAUGCAUUUUUCUCAGUCCUGUUACCAAAACUGUAAUGUCUUUUAAAAAGCAUUGUAAGAAAAUGUGAUGAGGACAUUGAAGAUCUUGAUGAAGAUGUUUAGUGCAGCAUAGCAGUGACCAAGUACAUGUAGUACUUUGGGUUCAAUGGAGUCUGAAUGAACCCCGAACAUCCUAAACUCAAACCUUUUAUACAGUUACAGUUGCUCCUGUUGUUACAGCUGUGGUCUGUAUGUUAAUUAAGUUCUGACACCCCUUUGUCUGAGGUAGUUCUCGGUGUCCUAUUCUACAAUUGGUGACCAUUUGCUCACGAUGUGAUCAUCCCAAAUGGUCUACAAACAACAUAACUGUUGACUUUCUUCUUUAUAAUAAUUAAGCCAUUUUGGGAAAUGAGCAUGAUCAAACAUGUAUUGUGGAGUGGAAUCUGGGUCAAGGCAGACUAUAGUUUCUUACAGCAUGUUUUAUGUCAAGAAAUUCCUUCAUUUCCCCCUCAGGCAGGUGUUUAUUUUAAAGAAAUUGUUGGUUUCAUGGUCAAAAAACAUUAUUUUUAUCAUAAAAAAAAUCACUAUUUAUCUACACAAGAUGUAUUUUUCUAAAGUACAGAAACCCAUUUUUUCAUUUUAAAGGCGACUCAAACCUUAAGCUUAUCAAUUUUUUAUUAAACAAUAGGAUAAAUUAUGGACCAAACUUAAUUUAAAAAAUAGUGGUUUAACUUUAUUUUUUAAAGAAAAAACUAUUUAGUAACAGGAAAUGAAACUGGUAACAGGAAGGAGUAUCCAUUAUAUUAGUAUGCAGGUUUGACUACACGUGAGGUAUUGAUGAUAUAGUGAAGAGUGUUGAACAUUGACUAGUGAGCUGACCUCACUGCUGAAAAAGGCCAAAUCAUGUUUCUAUUUAAAGGGGUGGUUGACUCUUUUUUUUUUUCUAGGCUUGAUUGUGUUUAUGGGAUGCAGUCUAACAUGUGUUAAUGCUUCAUUUUUAAAAAACGCAUUAUUUUUCACAUAAUUUACCUUCAUUCCACACUGCUCUGUCCCUUCUCUUCUAAACGCGCUGAUCAUUUCCUGGUUUUAUGAAGCCCCUCCCUCAGAAAUACGCAAUGGGCUCAGAUUGGUUAGCUGGUCCAGUGUGUUGUGAUUGGCUAAACCGCCUCUAGUGUGCAUCUAAACGUCCCGCCCCUCAGCUCAGCGGCAUGUGCUCCGGUUGUAUUGUAAACAAUGGUGUUGUCAAUAUUGCUCAUCAAUUUGAGCCCGAUUGAGACGCAGAGGAUAUUAGGGAAGAGGAUCGCGCAGAACCUGUGCAAGCUCGGCUCUCAAUGGUAUGUUUGUUUGUUUGUUUGUUUGUUGUUGUCGUCUCAUACUUUUAGAUAUGCUGUUAUUUGUAAGUGCUACUGCUUCUGUUAGCUUUUAAUAUAUGGUUUUAUCCUGAUUAAAGCUUUAACAUUUAAGCUUUAAGGUUUAUCUGGGUUCGUGACGUAAUGGACCCGGGAAGUAACUGGUUGUAGUCCCUUACCAGCCGUUUUUGUAGGCAUUAAACUUCCAGAAUUUUAAAAGAUGAUAUCUCUGUUUGCAUUGAACUUUCAGCGCCGCAACUUUGCAGAUAUUGUUUAUGCUCAAACAGCAACAUUACACACUAACUAACGUUAAAAAAGUGAAAUUGCAAUCAACCACCCCUUUAAGUCUAGUGGUCUGCAGAGGUUUUUGUUAGGGUCAUGUUUAGGGGUAGAGGACAGGUUACAAGAUAAUAUAUAAAUAACUAAAAAAUUAUAAAUAUUAAAUGAAAAUGAAAAUUAAUAUUAAAAUUAUAAACUUAAUAUAUAUUUUCAGUUUUUCUGUGGAUAUUGUUUUCUUACAGCACAGCUCACACUCAAACGCCAUUCCAUAUAUGAGUAAUUGCCACAGGACAGAAAUCAUACAUUUUCUGUCAUAUUUGCAAGAAAGUAAUAUAAAUCAACAAUGCAGGAAUAACCAUAGGUUUUCUCUGGGCAAAAGCAUUGUCUCAGUGUGGAUAGAAGGCCAAAACAUUGAGAAAAAGAUGCGUUUUCAAAUUUAUCUAGAUUAAUAUGGAUGUAGCCUAAUAUUUACAUUAAUAAAUCUGAUGACACUACUCACUCCUGUUACUUUUACUCGGUUACUAUAUAUAUAAGUAUAGGAUAUAUGAGUAACAGGACUGAAAGUGACAGGAUUGAGAUUUUAGGAUAAAAUUAGCAAAUACAUAUAAUCUAGCCACAUCGAGUACAUGAUAAAAUGAUGAGAAUACUCAGCAAAUUAUAGUGAUUCACAAAGAUUUGUAUUUUUAAAAUAAGUAACAUCUAAGAAAUAAUUUAGGUAACACUCUUACAAUAUCAUCAGAUAUACAGAAAAGAAAGCAAGACCACAUGCUUUCGGUCAUUUCAUUGCCUUCAGAAGAUCCAGAUGUUGCAAUAUUAUGUUGAAAAUGUGUCUUGUGGAACUUUCCCAGUUUUUUAGAGGGGUGUUAGGGUAACAGGACUGAGUGAAAACCAGGGGACACGACUAAAAUGUGUAUUUUAUCCAAAAUAUUAUACAUUUAUUUUGAAAUGAAUGUAUUUAAAGCACAGAUGGGAUGCAAAACAAAAAUGAUUUCUGAAGGAUUUUAAACCUUAUAUUUAAUGUUAAAAUGUAGCAUUAGACACUGAGGACAUGUACAAAUGCUAUAUUUUCAGUGUUUUAGGUAGCUUUUAAUAAUUUAAUUACAUAUUUUAAAUUUGCAGUUAGAUUAAUGUGCAGGACACUUUCUUUAAUAAUAAAAUGUAUUUUGUAGUUAAUCUUUAUGCAUGUUUACAGAAAUGGUGCCCAUUCGGUGGAAUGGCCCUAAAUAAAGUUCGAUGUUUGAGCUCCGCUGUAUAAACACACGAGCAGUGUUUCUGCGGCUGACAGAUCUUUUCCUGACCUGUUUUUUAGUGUUUUUAGGACUGCGACAAAACAAGUUGCAGUAUUUCUCCGAACUGUGUAAUACAGAGUGUUUUUUCAGGGUGUUUUCGAUGGACUUUAGAGCCAUAAAGUGAGUGAAUGAUUAAUUUCGCUGCAGAAAUGAGACUUCAGGUUGACCACGGUGAACAACGAAGCAGUUUCUCACAGCGACCGGAUCAAAUAUAGAUAUAAAUAUACAGUAACUAAUAACUCUAUAGUACCUUUAAGUUGAGUGUUUUAGUAGCUGAUGCUGAAGCGGCGGUGAGGGAGAGCAAACGCGACCAGACCAGCGUCAUCUGUCCAUCUUUUCUGUCUAAUGCUUCAUUUGUAGCUUGUAUAUGGUUGGCCUGCGAUGGAGGAAAGCAAGACUGAUCAUGUAACUCCGCCCACAACUCCAAACAAAGCCACGCCCUCUUCGCCAAACUGCGACGAACGGCCGAUGGGUUUGAGCAGCCCAGAGUUGCUAAAAGAAUUGAAACAACCGCAUGCGCUCAAACACGUCCCUGCGCACAAGGGACUGACCACGGUGUUCUGUGGACGAGGACGACAGAAUCAGGAGGCAGAGAGUCGGUCGAAAAACCUGCCCUGAAACGCCAGCAAUCACAGUGACUGUUCGGCGGUGAUUACCGUUGAUUGGCUGUUUGAGCUGUCUGUCAGUGAUAAGCCCCACCCCCUGUGGCGGAUUCCAUCUCUGUGAGCUGCUCUGGUUAUGAGGAUCUUCCACAUCCGUCAUGUUUUUGUGCGAGUAUGAAAGCAAUCUUUCAGUCUGUAGUGCGUCUGAUGUUUCAACAGUGUGAAUAAUAUCAAAUAUGAAAUAAAAGUGUGUGUGUGUG
Messenger RNA from Onychostoma macrolepis, 5335 nucleotides. RefSeq names its product alpha-2,8-sialyltransferase 8E-like. Lineage: Eukaryota; Metazoa; Chordata; Actinopteri; Cypriniformes; Cyprinidae. Gene Ontology annotation, biological process: intermembrane lipid transfer; ceramide transport; oligosaccharide metabolic process. Gene Ontology annotation, molecular function: ceramide 1-phosphate transfer activity; alpha-N-acetylneuraminate alpha-2,8-sialyltransferase activity; ceramide 1-phosphate binding. The transcript is spliced from 10 exons. Gene Ontology annotation, cellular component: cytoplasm; membrane; cytosol. The coding region runs from base 51 to 1127 and encodes 358 amino acids. The record is from RefSeq and is a predicted model, not a curated record.